AUGGUUCGUCCCCGGCUGAGGUAUUUUGGAUGUACUGUGCUGUAUGUAUUAUUUCUCUGCGCUGCUAUUCAAUCGGGAGCAAGCGUGCAAGCAUCCCACCAAACUAUUGCUAUCGUCAAAAACGAUACGAAUCAUUCAUCACGAAGUCUCAUCAAUUCAGAAAGAAUUGCAACCAAUCAUUCAUCCACUUUAUCUUCGAUGAAACUGCAGCCAAAUUUCGUCACAUGGCUAGAGAGAGGUCAUCAAUCCAAAGGAAUCAAUUCAGAAUUCAGAAGCUGGAAGCGAACUCGACAAAAUCUGAGUUUAAAUGCUACCUCAGCAAAGUUGCCAUCACAGUCCAGAAGAGAUACAAAAGAUGUCAAACUUUUACGAAGACAACGUGAUAUUAUGAAUUCACGACAAACUGCUAGACCGAUUGGUUUGUCAGCCGCAGAAGAAGAAGAAUUACUGGAGCGAUUCCGUAUGAUGCUGAUGAGCUCAUCGAUAACGGCAAGCGCAUUGGCAGUGAUUUGUUUGCUGAUUGCGUUACGGAUUGUGUGCUUUGAACGAAUGCACAUCAACAGACGUUUGAUUUUGCUGAAUGAGAAGGUGAAUGCGUUGGAGACGCGAUUGGGUUCAAGGCAACUACCGGAAUCAUUGCAGCUGAAGUUAUGUCAGGUGAUUGGUAUCAGUUAUGAACGCAUCAAAGAGGAACGUCAAAAAGCGGCACAAGAUAUCGCUAACGACGAACGUAUGCUAAUGAAUGAAAUGGUGAAUGAAACGACCGCAUCACUCUAUGACACGAUGAGGGGUAUUGAGGGGAAUGUCUUCGAUCGAAAAGCCGAAAGAAUGAUCGCAGAAGCGGCCGACAAGUAUGAAUUUCUCGGCGAACCAUUAAAUGAAGCGGCAAAAAAGAACGUGCUUUCUUCGGAUAAUGGUUAUGAGUGCUACGGGGGCGGUGUGCAGCAAGUUGAUGCCGAGAAAAAGUCAUCAAAAGAAAGUGUCGAUGAGAAAGCGGGGAAUAAAGUGUCGAAGCAAAAAGUCUCGAAUGUUGUUUUCGACACGAAAAACAGUACUGAAAGAUGUGUAGACAAAAAGAAGACACCGACAGUGUGUGGCAUAAAUGAGACUGUGGGGUUCAAACCAUCUAAAGAGGAUGCGCAAACACACAAUGAUCAAAUACGAGCUCCAACUACGGGUGGAAUUGCGGCAACGAAUGAUCCAAAUUAUGCAACGUUAAAUCGAAUGGACAACGAUCAGGUAUUCAAGGUAAAACGAACACAGACUGAGCAUGAAUUCAGCAAUCAAGCGCCUCUUCCAGAAAUCAAGCAGCCAUUAGUUGGUGGAAUAGCCGAUGAGGGUGAUCCCCAUUAUGAAACACUCCAUGGAAUUGAUAACACUAAAGUAUUUCAAAAAAAGUAG
Anisakis simplex (herring worm) is the source of this 1401-nucleotide messenger RNA. The record is from the annotation of a GenBank genome assembly. NCBI's taxonomy places the organism in Eukaryota, Metazoa, Nematoda, Chromadorea, Rhabditida, Anisakidae.